AUGAGCGACAAAGCCCCAUCAGAGCCAGAGGUCUUCACGUAUUCGGAUCGCAUUCAACAGCUCAAUGAAGUGGACCAAGAUGUGACCAAGUUAAUUCAUUCAGCUGGCCUCGCCAUUCAAGCGUUGACCAACUCCAAGCCUGUCCCCACGGAUUCCUCCCCGACACCAGAUGGCUCGCUUGACUCUCACAAAGCCAGGUUCAAAGAGGCGACUAGUCAAUACUUUGCGCUACUAUCCUCGAUCGAUGUUCGUCUACGUCGCCAAGUCUAUGCACUAGAGGAGGCCGGUUCCCUCGGACCAGAUACCGACACGGGCAAGAGCGCCAGGACCGAAGCCAGCACUGGGGCAUCGAAUUCUGCGAACCCAAUGGAUAUCAGUCGGCUUAACAGCCGGAAGGACACAACUGGAAUGGACAAGGAGGCAGAGGUCUGGGCCGCCGCUCGGCAGUUUGUUGAUAGCAUUCCGAAUCCACACGAUCAGGACAAGGCCAAUGAUCUGGAGAAGAUGCAGGUGGAUUGA
Penicillium nucicola is the source of this 519-nucleotide messenger RNA. Its product is annotated as mediator of RNA polymerase II transcription subunit 11. Gene Ontology annotation, cellular component: mediator complex. Gene Ontology annotation, biological process: regulation of transcription by RNA polymerase II. NCBI's taxonomy places the organism in Eukaryota, Fungi, Ascomycota, Eurotiomycetes, Eurotiales, Aspergillaceae. The coding region runs from base 1 to 519 and encodes 172 amino acids. The record is from RefSeq and is a predicted model, not a curated record. Gene Ontology annotation, molecular function: transcription coregulator activity. The transcript has 2 exons.